Nanorana parkeri is the source of this 2007-nucleotide messenger RNA. RefSeq names its product calcium binding protein 1 (gene CABP1). The coding region runs from base 133 to 1374 and encodes 413 amino acids. The transcript has 6 exons. The record is from RefSeq and is a predicted model, not a curated record. Lineage: Eukaryota; Metazoa; Chordata; Amphibia; Anura; Dicroglossidae. Gene Ontology annotation, molecular function: calcium ion binding.
CUCCUCCCUCCCAUUCAUCUGUGUGCUGGAGCUGUCAGUGGCGCGAUGGUGCUGAACAGACGCGGCCGGUAAGACAUGCCUGUGCUCCGGCUCUCCGUGCGCUGAGCAGCCUAUGGACCUGGCUUCGGAGAAAUGAACGACACCAGCAGUAAUGUGCUCAGCACGGGGGAGACCAGAAGAGUUCAUCACAGGUACCAGCUGCCUCAUGAGGCUGAUCCAAGCUUCAGGAGGCCUCUAUGCCAUCCCAGGGAGAGUGGACUUGCUGGGGGAAGGAGACGCCUAACCCCACGGACAACAGAAAGCCCCCCAAUAAUGAGGAGGCUUCCUCCGCAGGAGGGAGGAAUCAAGCCCAGGCACCCGAGCAGCCCACAAUAUGUCCAGUAUCCUGCUGACCCUCAUCGGUACCCUUCCAUUUAUUCCCAGUACCCUCCCAGGUACUAUAACUCCAGCAGCCCACCUGCGGAUCACCACAGUCAUAUCCAGCACCAUCCCAAUUAUCAAAGUCAUCAUCCUCAAACUCCCACUCACCACCCUCACUCCAGUCACAAUCACCAACACAUGGCUCCACAUAGCCAUAGGCAGUCUCCUAGUCCCAAGCAGCAGUCCCCCAGUCCCAGGCACCAUUCUCACAGCCCCAGGCAGCAACCUUCUAGUCCCAGGGACUACCCACCCAGUCCCAGGGAGCACACACCUAGUCCCAGGCUUAGCUCUCCUAACCCCAAGGAACAGGCAGAGGCUAGAAAUGAGCAGAGGUCCAAGAAGAAGGAGCCUGAGAAGGUAUCAGAAGGAGCUUCCACUCAACCAACUAAAGUCAGUGACCUUCCACCAGCCAAGAGCAGUGACAGUGACCCUGAUCCGGACACGGAGCCCCUGUUUGUGGAGCUGCACCCAAUCCUGAGCUCUGUGUUUGGUCAGGACAGAGAGCUGCGUCCAGAGGAAAUAGAAGAGCUCAGAGAAGCCUUCAAAGAGUUUGACAAAGACAAGGAUGGAUAUAUCAGCUGUAAGGACCUAGGGGAUUGUAUGAGGACCAUGGGAUACAUGCCAACCGAGAUGGAGUUAAUUGAACUGUCUCAGCAAAUCAAUAUGAACCUUGGAGGUCAUGUUGACUUUGAUGACUUUGUGGAGUUAAUGGGUCCUAAGCUUCUUGCAGAGACGGCUGAUAUGAUUGGAGUAAAGGAGCUUCGAGAUGCCUUCAAAGAGUUUGAUACCAAUGGAGAUGGAGAGAUCAGUACAUGUGAACUACGGGAGGCAAUGAAAAAGCUUCUGGGACAGCAAGUUGGUCACAGAGACAUUGAGGAUAUCAUACGCGAUGUUGAUUUAAAUGGGGACGGACAGGUGGAUUUUGAAGAGUUUGUCCGUAUGAUGUCCCGCUGACCUGUGAAUUGAUGCCCAUGUUAUCCAAUUGACUGCGCUGCUUUGGCGAAGCUGUGCCUCAAUCAAUCCACUAAUACCUGGACUUGAAAGGGCAGUACCCACAUCAGCCAUAAUGUCCCUAUCUUGGAGGCACCAUGUUUAUGCCAUGUCAGUAUUCUUGUUGUGGAAUACAGCACAGGUCAUUCUUCUUGCUGAUCCCACUGCUCUGAGUCGUAGUGUGCCAUCCCAAUCCCAGAAAUGUGAUAUUAAACAUAUGGGACAAUCAUAAGGGACUUGGUUCUAACUGUUGGACACCUUGAAGAAGCCUACAGGAUGCUGGGAAGAAAAAACCUGUGUGUACAUGAGACAGCACCCAUCAUGUGAUUUUAACUCCUAGAGGAUUUGUGCAAUAAUAGAAUAGAAACUUCUUCCUGGAUUUUCAACUAUAUUAAAUAAAUAGUCAAUAAUAUCUAUAAUCGUGAUCUUGCAAUGCAAGGACAGUGUAGAAUACAGGUAUGUACACAGCUAUUGCAUUCAAAUAGAUAUGGUUUUACUGGUGUACUCAAGCAUCUAAAGAUUUAUUCUCCUAACUACCGUAUAUCAGAGUCACUAGUAUCUUACUAGGAUAUGCUAAGAAACAAAAACAUCAGUUAG